Molecule: messenger RNA, 3168 nt
Organism: Drosophila ananassae
Lineage: Eukaryota; Metazoa; Arthropoda; Insecta; Diptera; Drosophilidae
Gene: Pdcd4
Product: programmed cell death protein 4
Exons: 5
Coding region: 320-1837 (505 amino acids)
Biological process (GO): negative regulation of DNA-templated transcription
Cellular component (GO): nucleus; cytosol
Source: RefSeq, a predicted model, not a curated record
CGCAGCUAGCGUCGACGUCGGCUGCAGUGGGCCAACGUUGUUGUUAUUGUUGCAGCAGCAUUCGGAGGAGCGAAAAGGAUAGAGAGACAGAAGCAGCAGCGGCAGCAGCAAAUAGCACAAAAAAAAAAAAAAAACACUGAGAACUCCUCUUCACUUCACUAGAAGACGCACCUGGUAGCACCAGUACAAAUCCAGAAACCGGGAAACCGUAAACCCCAUAAACAAAAAAAUAAAUAAAAGGGAGGGAAUAAUAUACGUAACGAGAGACCAGAGCCAGAAAGGGAUCUAAGCCAGAAGAAAAUCGCACAGCUCAUCAAGUAUGGAGGUGGAAUCGAAUAACAAACGCGCCACCAACGGGCGUCACUCCGCCUCCCCGGAGGGAUCUGAUUCCAAGGAGAGUUCCGUGGAACGUGAACUCAACGGCGAGAUCCAGGCGGUGGAGCUAAACGGAAGUGGAAGUGGAAGCCAUGCCAAUGGGCACAUUAAGAAGCCGCUGCCAGUGGAGGAUGGAAGGAUCAAGCGGAAGGCCAAGCGGCUCAUCCAAAGACAGAACAGCGGCAGUGGAGGAGGAGGAGGAGGUGGAUCUCCCAGCCAGACGAAUGGAAAUGGAGCCUCUGCCAGCUCCACGCUGGUCGGCAACGGCAUCCUAACCGCUACCGGUGGCUAUGUGGUGCCCCAUCGCCGCUGGAAGAACAGUCGUCGUUCCAGGAAUCUGAACCGUGGACGCGGUCUACCCAAGAAGGGCGGUGCCGGUGGCAAGGGUGUUUGGGGUCUGCCCGGUUCGGAGGCACUGGCCGAGGUCUAUGAGGACGAGAAUGAUCCCAACUAUGAUAGCGAGUGUAAUGACCGGAAUGUAGAGUUGCGGGAGGUGAUUACAGAGAUCACACCCGUGGAGUUCUUCAAGCUGGCGGAGCCCAUUGUCCUGGAGUAUUUCGAGCAUGGGGACACCCACGAGGUGGCCGUCAGCUUCGAUGAGAUACUGCAGGGACCGUUGCGAGAGCACAUCACCAGCAUCCUGGUCGAGAUCUCCAUGGAUCACAAGGACUCGCAGCGCGAGAUGACCUCCGUACUGAUCUCGGAUCUCUAUGGACGCGUCAUCACCGGCAAGGAUAUCGAGAAGGGCUUCAAUAUGUUGCUGUCAAAUCUACCGGAUCUCAUCCUGGACACCCCAGAGGCGCCCAUCAUUCUGGGCAACUUUAUGGCCCGUGCCGUGGCCGAUGAUUGCAUUCCCCCGAAGUUUGUCGCCAAAUCGACGGCCGAUCUGGAGCUCCUGGAACUGGGCGAGCAUGCCGAGCAGGCCCUUCGUCGGGCCGACUCGCUGCUCCAUAAGCAGGGCUGGGCCCAUCUGGACAAUGUGUGGGGCAUGGGUGGGCCGUUGCGUCCCGUCAAGACCAUUACCAAGCAGAUGGAGCUGCUGCUGAAGGAGUACCAAUCGUCCAGGGAUGUCGCCGAGGCGCAGCGCUGUCUGCGGGCCCUCGAGGUGCCGCACUAUCAUCACGAACUGGUCUACGAAGCCAUUGUCAUGACGCUGGAGUCCCUCAGCCAGACCACCGAGGAGGCCAUGUGUGAGCUGCUCAAGCAGCUGGAUCUCACCUGCCUGGUGCUGCCAGCGGGCAUGGAGCAGGGCUUCAUGCGGGUCUUCGAUGACAUGGCCGAUAUCGUUCUGGAUGUUCCACUGGCGUACAUCAUACUUGACCGGUUUGUCGAGCGUUGCAAUCGCGCUGGCUUCCUCACCGACAAGAUAAUCAACAAUAUGCCAUCGCGCGGUCGCAAGCGUUUCGUCUCGGAGGGCGAUGGAGGACAUGUGAAGCCGGCCACUCUGCCAAUACGCGACUAAAAAAAAAAACAACAAAACCAAUCAAUGCCGGAUGCCACAGGACAUUCAGCUCAAAGGACACCCAAAAGCAACAACAACAACAACAACAAAAAACACCAAAACAAAUACAAACAAGCAACGCCCCCACACAUGCCCAAAAAAAACAAAAGAAGUGGGAGGAAAAAAAGCAAAAUUAUCAAGAAAAGGAGAGAGAGAGAAGCAGUGAAGAAAGUAAAAGAAAUUGUCGCAAAGCUAUAAGGAUAACGGAACACACACACUUACACACACACACAACAUACACACCAACAACAACAACAAUUAAUCGGAAUCUGAUCUCCGUUUAAACUAUAUGCAUAAUUAUUAAAAACUUAAAAAAUAAAAAAAAAACAUAAAACCAUUUAAUCUAACCAACCCAUUAUGGAACGUAAAGCGGAAGGAAGUAUAUAUUUUAAAUAUUUGUAAAAAAAAAGAAAAGCAAAAACAAAAAGAAAAAAACAAGACGAGAGAGGAACUCAAUCAUAUUAUGUAGAAAAAGAAAAAAAACAAUCAAAUCCAAUCCAAUCCAGCCAUAUGCCAUGAGAGGAGGAGGAAGGAAUCUAAAAUGGGCUAACGGGAUAUAUGAGGAUGGUGGAAUACCAAGGAACAACGAUAAUUGCAUUUUGUUGUGUGGGUUCUUCUUCGGCUGAGCAGCGUACUUAGAGCAUGCUCUCAUAAAUGCCACAUGAAAGAGAAGAGAGAAAAACAAAGUAUAUUACUUAUAUGAAACUGUUAUACACACAUACACACGAGACUCACGACCACACUCACGACAUACACAACAUGCAUGAACUUGAAUCGUUUCAAAAACAAAAACAAAACAAAAAUAAAAUCAUGUGAACUUUUGAAAUCUAUUGUAAUACGGCAGUAAUUUUAAUGAACAAUCGUUGAAAAACCUCACCUAUUUUUGUUCUUAAAAAUUCUUCAUUUUGUAUCAUCACUAAUUUACUAAUUAACUGUAAUACUUCCUUAAUAUUUGAUUAAGUGUGUGUGAGAGAGGAAGAAACAUGAAUAUGUUUCAUAUUUUGCAUAUUACCACAUAUAUAUUACCAUAUAUCUACUACAAUUCAUAUUUUCUCACUUACUCCCUAUUUUUUUUUUCUUUGAUUAAAUAAACAUUGCAUUUUUUAAGAUAAGAAAAUAUGACUUUUGCACUUUGCUUUUAACCCCUCCUCCCCCUCCACAUCCCGUCCUAUAAUAUACAUUUUUUUUUGUUUUUUUUUUCGCACAUCAUACAUACAAAAAAAAAAAAACAAAUUCAUAUUUACUCCAGCGUAUUUUUUUUAUUUGAAAAAAAAAAAAAAAUAUGCACCACA